This is a messenger RNA of Microcebus murinus (gray mouse lemur), 231 nucleotides long. It is a transcript of the gene DEFB121, whose product is annotated as defensin beta 121. Gene Ontology annotation, biological process: innate immune response. The record is from RefSeq and is a predicted model, not a curated record. Gene Ontology annotation, cellular component: extracellular region. Lineage: Eukaryota; Metazoa; Chordata; Mammalia; Primates; Cheirogaleidae.
AUGAAGCUCCUUCUCCUGGUUUUGAUUGUUACCCUGCUCCCGGUCCAGGUAACCCCAGUCAAGAAGUGUUGGAGUAAGUUAGGCAGGUGCAGAACGACAUGUAAACAGAGUGAAGUAUUCUACAUCCUGUGCCAAACUGAGUUUAAGUGCUGUGUGGAGUCCAAGAACGUACCUGUUAAACCAGAAUUACCAAACACAGAUGGAAGCCUCACGUCAUCUUCUGCAGUCUGA